Molecule: messenger RNA, 636 nt
Organism: Tremella mesenterica DSM 1558
Lineage: Eukaryota; Fungi; Basidiomycota; Tremellomycetes; Tremellales; Tremellaceae
Exons: 5
Coding region: 1-636 (211 amino acids)
Biological process (GO): negative regulation of transcription by RNA polymerase II; chromatin organization
Cellular component (GO): nucleus; pericentric heterochromatin
Molecular function (GO): chromatin binding
Source: RefSeq, a predicted model, not a curated record
AUGGUAGCCAAGAGUAAAGAUCCUAAAGAAGAUGAAGUGAUGGAAGAACAUGUCGCUGAAGAGGAAGUUCAAGAGGUUGGGAAUGGAGAAGAAGAUGAAGAUGAAGAUGAAGAGGUGGAAGAAUAUGAAGUACAAGCUAUUUUGGAUCAUAAACAAUCUAAAGUGAAUCUCGUCGCGUGGAAAGGUUAUGGUCCCGAACACAAUACCUGGGAGCCUGAACAAAAUGUCUCCCACGCAGACGGUAUCGUCAAAGCAUAUUGGGAAACCCGCCCAAAGACCAUCGAAAAGGUCAAGAAACGCAGUCGUCAAUCGAGCACCCCUGUCAAGAUGGACAAAAAACCUCGUACUUCCAAGUCAGCCAAUGGCAGCUCGCGUCGUAAACCCAUCUCUGUCGACGAGGACGAUGUCGGUCCGGAUUGGGAAGAGACCCACGUAGAUGCGGUUGAUAAAUAUGAAGAUGUGAGAGACUGGGAAGAAUUGGUGUCGACUGUUGACACGAUCGAGAGGGGUGAAGGAGGGACUUUGCUCGUUUACAUGACAAUGACUGGUGGAGAGAAAGUGGCUCAAAGCACUGAAAUUGCGUACAAGCGUUGUCCUCUGAAAAUUCUCAAGUUUUACGAGGCACACCUCAAGUGA